Gongylonema pulchrum is the source of this 396-nucleotide messenger RNA. Lineage: Eukaryota; Metazoa; Nematoda; Chromadorea; Rhabditida; Gongylonematidae. The record is from the annotation of a GenBank genome assembly.
AUGGCAUUAUUCGUCCGAGACGAAGUGCGUCAUGUUGGAGAUCUUGGAAACGUUGAAGCUGGACAGGACGGAGUGGCUCAUAUUAACAUAACCGAUAAGCAUAUACAGUUGUUGGGUCCACAAUCGGUGAUUGGACGAUCAAUGAUUGUGCAUGCUGAUAAGGAUGAUCUUGGAAAAGGAGAGGGUGAGAAAAAGGAGGAAAGCCUUAAAACUGGUAAUGCCGGUGCCCGUUUGUUGGGUCCACAGUCGGUGAUUGGACGAUCAAUGGUUGUGCAUGCUGAUAAGGAUGAUCUUGGAAAAGGAGAGGGCGAGAAAAAGGAGGAAAGCCUUAAAACUGGAAAUGCCGGUGCCCGUGUUGCAUGCGGCAUUAUUGCAAUUGCGGCACCCUGUAAUUAA